CGGGGCGGCGAUGCGCUACAACGAGCGGGAGCUGCUCUCGCUGUCGCGGCAGCCGGCCGAGAAGGCGGCCGAGGUCCUCAUGCGGGCCCCCAAGAAGGGAAGCGUACUGAAGAAGCGCCUUGUGAAGCUGGUUGUCAAUUUUCUUUUUUAUUUCCGAACGGACGAAGCGGAGCCUAUUGGUGCUUUGCUGUUGGAACACUGCAGAAUCCACCAAGAAGAAAACAAUGUUUUUUCUAUCGGUUUCCUCGAAGAACCCGACAGGAAGUACUACUUUGAGUGCGACACGCCCGAGCAGUGCCAGGAGUGGAUCGAGGUGCUGCGGAGAGCCAGCUAUGAGUUCAUGCGAAGCAGCUUGAUCUUCUAUCGGAAUGAGAUCCAGAAGAUGACGGGGAAGGAUCCUUUGGAGCAGUACGGCAUCUCCGGAGAAGCUCGUUUCCAGCUGGGCGCAGGGAAGCUGUGAGCCUGCAAUGUCGGCUUAUGUUUACCCCCCGCCCCCCGGUUGGCCAAGAGGACUGAAU
Molecule: messenger RNA, 518 nt
Organism: Euleptes europaea (tarantolino)
Lineage: Eukaryota; Metazoa; Chordata; Lepidosauria; Squamata; Sphaerodactylidae
Gene: PLEKHJ1
Product: pleckstrin homology domain containing J1
Exons: 6
Coding region: 11-460 (149 amino acids)
Biological process (GO): endosome organization; retrograde transport, endosome to Golgi; receptor recycling
Cellular component (GO): recycling endosome; trans-Golgi network; early endosome
Source: RefSeq, a predicted model, not a curated record